This is a messenger RNA of Suncus etruscus (white-toothed pygmy shrew), 3696 nucleotides long. It is a transcript of the gene IGDCC4, whose product is annotated as immunoglobulin superfamily DCC subclass member 4. The record is from RefSeq and is a predicted model, not a curated record. NCBI's taxonomy places the organism in Eukaryota, Metazoa, Chordata, Mammalia, Eulipotyphla, Soricidae. Gene Ontology annotation, biological process: axon guidance; cell-cell adhesion. Gene Ontology annotation, cellular component: plasma membrane; axon. Gene Ontology annotation, molecular function: protein binding.
GAGGCGCGGGCCGCGGCGGCGGGCUGCUGGCGCUGACCUUGUGGCUGCUGGCGGCGCGGGGGGAGCUGCCACCACCCCAGGAGAUGGCCAUAGUGGAGCUGAGCUGUGGUGCAGGGCCCCUGCACAUGGUCCUGGGCCCUGGGCAGGCUGCGGUGCUGGACUGUGGCCUUGGGUCGACUGCUGCUGCCCCUCCUACCGGUGUGACAUGGAGCAAGGAUGGCGGUGCCCUUCCGGAGCAUGACCAUCUGCUUCUGCUGCCCAAUGGAUCCCUGUGGCUGGAUGUACCACCUGAGCCCAGUGGCAGUGACCAGGCAGCCCCCACAGUCAUCGAGGGCAGCUAUUCAUGCCUGGCCCAAGGCCCCGUUGGAGCAGUGGCCAGCCAGGAUGUGCUCGUCAAAAUCGCCACACUCCUGGGCUUUUCCCAGCACCCAGAGUCUCAGGUGGUAGAGGAGAAUGGGACGGCCCGGUUCCAAUGCUACAUCGAAGGUCUGCCCACGCCAGUCAUCACCUGGGAGAAGGACCAGGGAGUAGUGCCGGAGGAUCCCCGAUUCAUCACUCUUCCCAACGGCGUCCUCCAGAUCCUGGACAUUCAGGAACAUGACGCCGGUGCCUACCGCUGUGUGGCCGCCAACUCAGCCAGCCAGCGUUUCAGCCAGGAGGCCUUACUCCAGGUGACCCGCCGAGAACCCCCAGUGUCCGGCAGUGGGCAGGACGUGGUCAUCCUGGCCGCCCCCGAGAACACCACUGUAGUGUCCGGUCAGAGCGUGGUGCUGGAGUGCGUGGCCUCAGCUGACCCUACCCCCUUCGUGUCCUGGGUUCGCCAGGACGGUAAGCCCAUUGCCACGGAUGUCAUCGUCCUGGGCCGCACCAACCUGCUCAUCCGCAGCGCACAGCCCCGGCACUCGGGCGUGUACGUGUGUCGCGCCAACAAGCCCCGCACGCGCCACUUCGCCGCCGCCGCCGCCGAGCUCCGCGUGCUAGCGGCCCCGGCCAUCUCGCAGGCGCCCGAAGCGCUGUCCCGCACCCGGGCGAGCACCGCGCGCUUCGUGUGCCGCGCCUCCGGGGAACCCCGGCCCGCGCUCCGCUGGCUGCACGACGGGGAGCCGCUGAAGCCCAACGGGCGCGUCAAGGUGCAGGGCGGCGGCGGCAGCCUGGUCAUCACGCAGAUCGGCCUGCAGGACGCCGGCUACUACCAGUGCGUGGCCGAGAACAGCGCGGGCACGGCGUGCGCCGCCGCCCCGCUGACCGUGGUGGUGCGCGAGGGGCUGCCCAGCUCUCCGACGCGCGUCACGGCCACGGCGCUGAGCGGCUCCGUCGUGCGGGUGGCCUGGGAGAGACCCGAGCUGCACAGCGAGCAGGUCAUCGGCUUCUCGCUCCACUACCAGAAGGCCCGGGGGGUGGACAAUGUGGAAUACCAGUUUGCAGUGAACAAUGACACAACAGAACUGCAGGUUCGGGACCUGGAACCCAACACGGACUAUGAGUUCUAUGUGGUGGCCUACUCCCAGCUGGGAGCCAGCCGCACCUCCAGCCCUGCGCUGGUCCACACACUGGACGAUGUCCCCAGUGCUGCGCCACAGCUGUCGCUGUCCAGCCCCAGCCCUUCAGACAUCAGGGUGGUAUGGCUGCCCCUGCCCCCCAGCCUCAGCAAUGGGCAGGUGGCGAAGUACAAGAUCGAGUAUGGUUUGGGAAAGGAAGACCAGAUCUUCUCCACUGAGGUGCCUGGCAAUGAGACACAGCUGACUCUGACUUCGCUUCAGCCCAACAAGGGGUACCGAGUCCGCAUUUCGGCCAGCACCAGUGCUGGCUAUGGCCCCCCCUCACAGUGGACAGAGCACCAGACACCCAGCGGGCACAACCAGAGCCUUGUCCCAUUUGCUCCAACAGAGUUGAAGGUCCGGGCAAGGAUGGAGUCCCUGAUGGUGUCAUGGCAGCCUCCGCCACACCCCACCCAGAUAUCUGGCUACAAACUCUAUUGGCGGGAAGUGGGGCCUGAGGAGGAGGCCAACGGUGAGAGAUCCCCUGAGGGCCUUGAAGAGCAGGCGUGGGAUGUGGGGCCCAUCCGGCUCAGGAGGAAGGUGAAGCAGUACGAGCUGACCCGGCUAGUACCUGGCCGGCUAUAUGAAGUGAAGCUUGUGGCGUUCAACAAACAUGAAGAUGGCUAUGCUGCUGUGUGGAAGGGCAAGACAGAGAAGGCGCCCACGCCAGAUCUACCUGUCCAGAGGGGCCCGCCCUUGCCCCCUGCUCAUGUCCAUGCAGAAUCCAACAGCUCCACAUCCAUUUGGCUGCGGUGGAAGAAGCCAGAUUUCACCACUGUGAAGAUCGUUAACUACACAGUGCGCUUCAGCCCCUGGGGGCUACGGAAUGCCUCCCUGGUCACCUAUUAUACCAGCUCUGGAGAAGACGUCCUCAUUGGUGGGCUGAAACCCUUCACCAAGUACGAGUUUGCGGUCCAGUCCCACGGCGUGGACAUGGAUGGGCCCUUCGGCUCCGUGGUGGAGCGCUCCACCCUGCCGGACCGGCCCUCCACACCCCCCUCCGACCUGCGCCUGAGCUCCCUGACACCAUCCACGGUCCGGCUGCACUGGUGCCCACCCACAGAGCCCAACGGAGAGAUCGUGGAGUACCUGAUCCUUUAUAGCAGCAACCACAGCCAGCCUGAGCACCAGUGGACACUGCUCACCACAGAGGGCAAUAUCUUCAGUUUGGAGGUGCAGGGCCUGGAGAGCGACACCAGGUACUUCUUCAAGAUGGGUGCACGCACUGAAGUGGGGCCUGGGCCCUUCUCACGAUGGCGGGAUGUGAUCACCCUGCAGGAGAAGUCAUCAGACUCUUUGGAUGUGCAGUCGGUCACCGGCAUCAUCGUAGGCGUGUGCCUGGGUCUCCUCUGCCUCCUGGCCUGCAUGUGUGCUGGCCUGCGUCGCAGCCCCCACAGGGAGGCCCUCCCAGGCCUAUCCACUGCCACCACUACCGGGAAUUCAGCCUUGUACUCCAGAGCCCGGCUCAGCCCUCCCAGCCCCCCAGCUGCUCACGAACUGGAGUCCCUGGUGCACCCUCGCCCCCAGGAAUGGUCCCCUCCACCCUCAGACAUUGAGGAGAGGGCCGAAGUGCAUAGCCUGAUGGGGGGCGGCGUUUCCGAUGGCAGCGGCCGGGGUCACUCCAAGAGAAAGAUCUCUUGGGCAGGUGCCUGGGCAGGCUGCGAGCUGCCCCAGGCAGGCCCCAUGCCUGCCCUGACCCGGGCCCUGCUGCCUCCUGCUGGCACCGGGCAGACGCUCCUGCUGCAAGCUCUGGUGUACGAUGCCAUCAAGGGCAAUGGCAGGAAGAAGGCGCCCCCUACCUGCAGGAACCAGGUGGAGGCCGAGGUCAUCGUCCACUCUGGCUUCUGUAUGUCCGAAGGGGACCCUGAGCUCCCACUUCAGGACCCGGCCCCUGACGACCCCCCUCCUCCAGAAGCUCCUGCCCUCACCCCAGGACUCAUGGAUCUUGGGUCUGCGGCCACGUGGCUGGACAGGGAGCUGGGAGGGUGUGAAACGGCCAACCUCGGGCCAGACAAACUCAGUUGCCUGCCAGAGUCCCCCUACACAGCUCCCGAGUCCUUUGAGAUAUAGAAGGAGGCUUCCGGAUACAGCUGCCUGCCCAGGGCCCCCUGUCCACCCGGAGCUGCCGUCUCCUCCUCUACUCGGUGCCCCCAGAGGG